Molecule: messenger RNA, 1052 nt
Organism: Camelina sativa (false flax)
Lineage: Eukaryota; Viridiplantae; Streptophyta; Magnoliopsida; Brassicales; Brassicaceae
Biological process (GO): regulation of defense response to fungus
Molecular function (GO): metal ion binding
Source: RefSeq, a predicted model, not a curated record
GUAGACUCUAAGCUAGAGCCACCGUCAGAUUUCAGAUCUCAGAUCUCAGCUCUUCAUUCCAAGCCAUGGCCGAGAAGGGCAAGGAAAAGGUUACUAUGAUGAAGUUGAAGGUGGAUCUUGAUUGUGCCAAGUGUUACAAGAAAGUCAAGAAGGUUCUAUGCAAAUUCCCUCAAAUAAGAGACCAGUUGUUCGAUGAAAAGGCCAACAUUGUCAUCAUCAAGGUGGUUUGCUGUAGUCCUGAGAGGAUCAUGGACAAACUAUGUUCCAAAGGCGGCGGCUCCAUAAAGACCAUCGAGAUCGUCGAGCCACCCAAGCCUCCUCAGCCACAGCCACAACCAGCUCCUCAAAAGCCUAAAGAUCCUGAGAAGCCUAAAGCUCCAGAGAAGCCCAAGGAACCUGAGAAGCCUAAGCAGCCUGAAAAGCCUAAAGAACCCGAGAAGCCUAAGCAACCCGAGAAGCCUAAAGAACCCGAGAAGCCAAAGCAACCCGAAAAGCCAAAAGAACCCGAGAAGCCAGCCGCUGCCGCCAAACCCGCACCAGCUCCCGCACCUGCCCCAGCGCCAGGUCCAGCUCCCGCUCCUGCCCCGAAGCAGCAGCCGGGACCACCACCACAGGUGAUCCCAAUGAUGCCGCAAGGGCAGCCAGCAAUGUGUUGUGGACCAACAUACUAUGAUGGUUACGGAGGACCAGCGUUCAACGGAUAUGGAAUGCCGCCGCCGCAGCCAUACGAGUGCUAUGGACGACCAGUCUACGAUAGCUGGGGUGGGGGCUGCCCACCACCACCUGCUUACCGAACGUGCCACGUCACCAGAUGUGAUUACUUCAGCGAAGAGAAUCCACAGAGCUGCUCCAUCAUGUGAUUGACUUCUUUUUAUUACCUUUUAAAAGAUCCUUUUAUUUUACUUCAAUCUUUUUCUUUAUUAUACAAGUAAUAAAAUAUAUAUAUAUAUAGAGACAUUUACGUGUAAUGUUGUGAUUAUGAGAACCAAUAAGGAAGGAAGAAGGGUCGUUGUAUUUUGUAAUUUGGUAGCCAUUUUCAAUAUUUGGUUGUC